GGCAGCCGGAAGCUAGAAUCUUUGCAGUUUCCAAACUGAACACAAAGCAAAUGAAAAGAUGUGGCUGAUUUGAGUCAGUUCUGGCAAAAAUGUGGGAUGUUAUGUCAACACCUGAUAUUCCACAUUUUCUUAAGAUGAAAAGAGUUAAACAUGAGCAGAUACAGUCGACUGUCACUCAUUAUUUAAAGAGGAGGCACUUCAUGGACGCAGAGGUGAGUGGGAAACGGGAGUGUGGAGCUACACAACAGUUGAGUGAGGUGGCCCUGCAUGGGAGCGUCAACUGCAAUGGCAACACUGAGAACGUCCUUGUCUACAGCAGCAUUUCUGGGGAUGCCACAGCUUGUGAUCAGCAAUUCACAAGAUUGAAACAUUUUGUACUGGAUGCUGUGGAGCCCUACCAGGGAGAACUUCGAGGUCUUCUCUUCCCAAUGUUUGUCCACGUCUACCUGGAACUUCUCUGUAAUGGACAUAAGACUCCAGCCCAUAAGUUCCAUGAUCGGCAUGUUUCACUACUGAGAGAGGAUGACAGUCACAAGAUGCUGAUCAAAGCACUGCGGAAGAUGGACACCAAACUAGAUGUAGCCAACUCACAAGAUGUCGGGAACUUCAGAGACAACAAGUUCAGCAUCUCCUUGACAGAGGCCAGUCUGAGUUACCUGAUGAGGCACCUCAAAAUGGAGGACAACAUGAUAAUGCUGCAAAUCUUCAACCAAUUCUUCCAUGUAGAAGUGAAGCAUAAAGAGCUAAGCAACAUGGAACUGACCGACACCCCCAAGGUGGAGGACGACCAUGCUACCAAGCAGUCCAGCACGACCCCAGUGUCCAGUGAUGUCAGCAUGUCCACCCUCACACAGUCCAUCCAGAAGGUUCGAGAUGGACCACCCUGUAUGUCCUCAAUAUGUGUCUACACAUUCCUCAACGCUUACCAAGGGUUGUGCAGUACGUGUGUCUCCCCCGAUGGCGAGAGUCUGGCCGCGGGGUUUGAAGACUCCACUGUGUCUCUAUGGAGCCUGACGCCCGGACACAUCCAUUCCGAGGCGGGCGACGGCGACCCCAGCAGGAUAGCGCUAGCAGCUGACCUCCUCAAUGUCGAGGACGACAAAGCAGCCCUCAGGGCUAGCUGUGAUCUUGAGACACUGACUCUCCGGGGCCAUGCUGGGGCUGUCUACAAAACCUGCUUCACCCCCGACUCCACCUACCUACUCUCCUGCUCAGAAGACACCACAGUGCGGCUGUGGGAUGUGAGGACACACACCAACAGGGUGUGCUACCAGGGACACAACUACCCCGUGUGGGACAUCGAUGCUAGUGCUACUGCGGGCUACUUUGCCAGCAGCUCUCAGGAUCGUACAGCCAAGCUGUGGUGCACAGAAAGGACAUAUCCCCUCCGAUCGUUCAUUGGCCAUACAUUUGAUGUAGAUUGUGUCAAGUUCCACCCAAAUGGCAACUACCUUGCAACUGGAUCUGGAGACAAGACUGUCCGAUUGUGGAGCAUACAAAGUGGCCGUACUGUCCGCUUGUUUCAAGGUCACCGGGGCUCAGUUAUGUCCCUUGCUUUCUCACCAGAUGGAAAGCUGUUAGCAUCAGCAGGUGAAGAUCGUCGGAUCCGUGUGUGGGACCUGAGCACCGGCCAUCUGUACAAGGAGCUGCGCGGGCACUCCGACACUGUCUACUCCCUCUGCUUCAGCCGCAACAGCUCAUUGUUGGCCUCCGGGGGCCUGGACUCCUGUAUCUGGGUGUGGGACGUCGGGAAGACCGUAGACAAGGACAACCCUGAGUCCAGCGCCUCACCUGAGCUUCUCAGUGCCUUCCCCACCAAGUCGGUGUCUGUGAUAUACCUCCACUUUUCCAAGCACAACGUGCUGCAGGCUGCUGGAACCAACUUAUGACCCCCACCCAGGGGUACAGUGGAACCAAUUUGUGACCCACCCAGGGGUACAGUGGAACCUGCUUAACAAGGCUGUGUUGUCUGCUGUGUUCUUGAAAUAGCUGUCUCCAUGACAAAUUCGGGACAAACAUGAACUUCUGCUACGUUCACAAGAUCCAAAACUGUUCCUGUAUGGAUAAACUGUGUAAUAGAAGCUGUUCACUGGACUUUGAGACGCUGUUUUAUGUGGGACAGUAGGACAACCAUGAUAUAUGUCAACGAGGAUAGUGGGCCAUAGAUGAAAUAUGUCCACAACACUGGGGUAUUGACUUUUUCUAUCAACAGGGUAGUGGGACAACCAUGUUGUCAGUCAUCUAGGACAGUUGGGACAACCAUCUUGUCAUCUAGGAGAAUUGGGACAACCAUGUUGUCAGUCAUCUAGGACAGUUGGGACAACCAUGUUGUCGGUCAUCAACGACAGUUGGGACAACCAUCUUGUCAUCUAGGAGAAUUGGGACAACCAUCUUGUCGGUCAUCUAGGACAAUUGGGACAACCAUCUUGUCGGUCAUCUUGGACAGUGGGGACAACCAUCUUGUCAGUCAUCUAGGAGAGUUGGGACAACCAUCUUGUCAGUCAUCUAGGAGAGUUGGGACAACCAUCUUGUCAGUCAUCUAGGAGAGUUGGGACAACCAUCUUGUCAGUCAUCUAGGAGAGUUGGGACAACCAUGUUGUCAGUCAUCUAGGACAGCUGGGACAACCGUGUUGUCAGUCAUCUAGGACAGUUGGGACAACCGUGUUGUCAGUCAUCUAGGACAGUUGGGACAACCAUCUUGUCAUCUAGGAGAGUUGGGACAACCAUCUUGUCAGUCAUCUAGGAGAGUUGGGACAACCAUCUUGUCAGUCAUCUAGGAGAGUUGGGACAACCAUGUUGUCAGUCAUCUAGAAUUGGGACAACCAUCUUGUCAGUCAUCUAGGACAGUUGGGACAACCAUCUUGUCAGUCAUCUAGGAGAGUUGGGACAACCAUCUUGUCGGUCAUCUAGGAGAGUUGGGACAACCAUCUUGUCGGUCAUCUAGGAGAGUUGGGACAACCAUGUUGUCAGUCAUCUAGGACAGCUGGGACAACCGUGUUGUCAGUCAUCUAGGACAGUUGGGACAACCGUGUUGUCAGUCAUCUAGGACAGUUGGGACAACCAUCUUGUCAUCUAAGACAGUUGGGACAACCAUGUUGUCAGUCAUCUAGGACAGCUGGGACAACCAUGUUGUCAGUCAUCUAGGACAGUUGUGACAACCAUGUUGUCAGUCAUCUAGGACAGUUUGGACAACGGUGUUGUCAGUUGACUAGGACAUUGAAGGACAGCAGUGAUGUAGUAUGGCUGUCAUCUCAAGGACACUAGGGCAUCCAUGUCAGAUGGCAACAGGACGGUACAUCAAUGAUGUCUGUCCUGACAACACUGCCUACUAUACAGCCAGCAUGAAAGUGUGUGUUGACUUUAGGAAAAACAAGGUGGUAGCCAGCAUACAAUAUUCACUGGGAUGGGCGUCAGUCCUAUAUAGAUGCAAAGACAAAAACCUCAGCUGUGUUGAUCAAUAACAUUGAAAAUAACACUGGGCCAUAAAGAUCUCAUACAUCCAUGGUCAUAUGAAUCUUAUUUCUGAUACAGUUUUAAUGUAUUACGUGAAUACAAGCUAUAAACCUCA
Haliotis rufescens (red abalone) is the source of this 3568-nucleotide messenger RNA. Its product is annotated as TAF5-like RNA polymerase II p300/CBP-associated factor-associated factor 65 kDa subunit 5L. The coding region runs from base 90 to 1889 and encodes 599 amino acids. Lineage: Eukaryota; Metazoa; Mollusca; Gastropoda; Lepetellida; Haliotidae. The transcript has 14 exons. The record is from RefSeq and is a predicted model, not a curated record. Gene Ontology annotation, molecular function: protein binding; RNA polymerase II general transcription initiation factor activity. Gene Ontology annotation, cellular component: transcription factor TFIID complex. Gene Ontology annotation, biological process: transcription initiation at RNA polymerase II promoter.